AUGGACAUGGUUUUGGAAUCCAUGGCCAUCGUCGAUGUUGAAGUUCGUGAUGGAGAAGGAACAAAGACCAGGAAAGGUUUGAAACGAAGUUCUUCGAAUAUCAGUCGUCUUUUGUCGGCUAAUUACUUCGUGUCCAAUUCUUGUGAUGAAAUUAUUUGCUUAUUCGGGAUCACUAAUGUCUUUGUUUACAAUCCUGGAACUAGAGAUUUUCGGAUUGUUAAGAUGCAAAAGAAGGAAUUCUCCCCUGAUUAUUCCAGCGUUGAUAUGUUUGUGCGAGUUUUCCCAUUGUAUCAAUCAGUAGAGUUUGGUCGUGAUCAAGUGUUUACACCUAAAGAAGAAAACCAUAUUCAUGAGUGCGAGGUUUUUACACUGAGUUCAGAUGCUGGGCCUUCAUGGAGGGGCCUUGGCGAAGUUGCUUACUUCAUUAGGGCAGCACAACUCCCUGUCUAUCUCAAUGGAUCACUUCACUGGAUCCUUGACGAAAGGCAUGCUAACCAUUCUGAGGUGAUCGUCUUCUUUGAUCUCCGUACUAAGAAAUUCCAAGCAAUAUCACACACAAGCUGUUUCUCAGAAGUCUCAGAUCGUAGUAGGCUUCAUCAUAUGGAGUUACUGUCUUUGAGAGGCUCUCUAUGUCUAGUAGAAGGAAAAUGCGACUGGUCAUCUCGGCAGCUGAAUAUUUGGAUAAUGAAUCAAAGCAAUGGAAUUUGGGAGAAGCUGUUUUCUAUUAAUCGGGGAUUGACGAAUUACAGAUUUCCAUUGGCGUUUGCAAUAGCAGAACUCAAGGAUGGAACCUUUUUAGUUUUACAUCACAAGAAAAUCUUGGAAUUAUUUGACCCAGAGAGCCAGAGAGAUAGUGGUGUUGAUUACUAUGCAUACUCCGAAUGUUUAGUCCCUCUUUAUGGAAAGCCACUGGUGAAUUGA
Molecule: messenger RNA, 921 nt
Organism: Theobroma umbraticum
Lineage: Eukaryota; Viridiplantae; Streptophyta; Magnoliopsida; Malvales; Malvaceae
Source: RefSeq, a predicted model, not a curated record